Messenger RNA from Drosophila subpulchrella, 1347 nucleotides. RefSeq names its product procathepsin L. The coding region runs from base 128 to 1270 and encodes 380 amino acids. NCBI's taxonomy places the organism in Eukaryota, Metazoa, Arthropoda, Insecta, Diptera, Drosophilidae. The transcript has 4 exons. Gene Ontology annotation, molecular function: cysteine-type endopeptidase activity. The record is from RefSeq and is a predicted model, not a curated record. Gene Ontology annotation, cellular component: lysosome.
UGGUUCGGGUGGGGGCGAGGUUGGCCAGUUUAAAGCCUGAAUCCCAAUAGUCUAAUAGCUAUAUAAGCUCUGUCCGCCGGUCAAGCCAAAAACAUUUGUGUGGACCGUGUGAGCGCGUAAGAUCAGAAUGAAGCUUCUGUUGGUUCUUCCACUUCUGGUGGCUGCGGUCUCGGCCCAAUUUGGAGGUUUCGGAGGAGGCAGAUUCGGAGCAGGUCUUGGUAACCUGGCCAACAAUCCCGCGGGGGGAGCUAUUCGAAAUGCAGCCGCCGGCAUUCAGGGUGCUGUGAACAACAUUGCCAGUGCUGUGCCCAAAGUGCCUUUCCUAAAUGACGUCCAGAACUUUGGAGACUUCUUGUCCCAGUCUGGAAAGUCCUACCUCAAUGCCGCUGAUCAGGCUCUCCACGAGGCCGCCUUUUCGACCACGAAGAAUCUGGUGGACGCCGGUAACGAGGCCUUCGCCCGAGGAACUGCCUCUUUCAAGCAGGCUGUGAAUGCAUUCGCUGAUCUGACCCACGGCGAGUUCCUGAAGCAGUUGACCGGUCUGAAGAGGAAUCCAGCAGCUAAAGCUCGUGCUGCCGCCAGUUUGAAGGAGGUGAGCCUGCAGCCAGGACCCGUUCCGGAUGCCUUCGAUUGGCGUGAGCAUGGUGGUGUUACCCCUGUGAAGUUCCAGGGAACUUGUGGAUCCUGCUGGGCCUUCGCCACCGUCGGAGCCAUCGAGGGUCACACCUUCCGCAAGACGGGAAAACUUCCCGUGCUCUCCGAGCAGAACCUGGUGGACUGUGGUCCCGAGGAGGACUUUGGCCUGAUUGGCUGCGAUGGCGGCUUCCAGGAGGCCGCCUUCUGCUUCAUCGAUGAGGUCCAGAAGGGCGUGUCGCAGGCUGGAGCAUAUCCCUACAUCAACAACAAGGACUCCUGCAAAUACGACGGCAGCAAGUCGGCAGCCAAGCUCCAAGGAUUCGCCACCAUUCCGCCCAAGGACGAGGAGCAAAUGAAGAAGGUUAUUGCCACCCUGGGACCCGUGGCCUGCUCGGUGAAUGGCCUGGAGACCCUGAAGACCUACGCCGGUGGCAUCUACGACGACGAUGAGUGCAACAAGGGCGAGCCGAACCACUCAAUCCUCGUCGUGGGCUAUGGAUCCGAGAACGGAAAGGACUACUGGAUCGUCAAGAACUCAUGGGACGUCGCCUGGGGCGAGAAGGGCUACUUCCGCCUGCCUCGCGGACAGAACUACUGUUUCAUCGCUGAUGAGUGCUCCUACCCACUUGUUUAAGGAGAAGAUUUAUUGUUAAGUGCCAUCAGUCUUGUGAAAUGUUAUGUUACAUCACUUUCUUAAAUAAAAUAAAGUAA